AUGAGGGUGAAAGUCUGCCAAACACGGACCCUCACGAAGAUUCUAGAAGAAAUCUCGACAAGUCUUAUCAUGUGGCUUUUCUACACCUUGAUUCCAUGUUUGCUCGUAGAUGGAGUUGCCCUUCUGCCUGCCCCUCAGAACCUCUCUAUACAGUCAACCAACAUGAAGCAUCUCUUAACAUGGAGCCCAGUGAUCAUGGCUGGAGAAACAAUCCACUAUUCUGUUGAGUACCAGGGAGAGUAUGAGAGCCUGUUCAUGAGCCACAUCUGGAUCCCCAGCAGCAGGUGCUCACCUACCACAGUUCCUGAAUGUGACGUCACCGAUGACAUCACUGCCACCGUGCCUUACAACCUCCGUGUCAGGGCCAUCCUAGGCUCACAGACUUCAGCCUGGAGCAUCCUGAAGCCACCCUUUAAUCGAAACUCAACCAUUCUAACCCCACCUGGAAUGGAGGUCACCAAGGAUGGCUUCCACCUGGUGGUUAAGCUGGAAGACCUGGGACCCCAGUUUGAGUUCCUCGUGGCCUACUGGAGGAGGGAGCCUGGUGCUAAGGAACAUGUCAAAACAGUGAGAAGCAGGGGCGUUCCAGUGCACCUGGAAACCAUGGAGCCAGCGGCUGUGUACUGUGUGAAGGCCCAGACGUUCGUGAAAGCCAUCGGGAGGCACAGCGCCUUCAGCCAGGCAGAAUGUGUCAAGGUGCAAGAAGAGACCCUCCCCCUGGUGCUGGCCCUGUUUGCCUUUGUUGGCUUCCUAAUUUCAGUCACUGGGAUACAACCAAUCUCAGGAUUCCGGUACUCCUGUUGCCCCGUGGUGGUGCUCCCCGACACUUUGAAAAUCACCAAUUCACCCCAGAAGUUAAUCAGCUGCAGAAGGGAAGAUGUGGAAGCCUGUGCCACGACCGUGCUGUCUUCUGAGGAACUCUUCAGGACCUGAUCGAGGAGGCGUGGGGAAGGCCCACAUGAAGCCGAGAAACCUGGUCUGCAUGACACAGGGGGAAAGGCUGUGCUUCUGUGUUUCUGUUUUCCUCCAAGGACAAGAGAAGUCAGAAGAGCCUACUGUGUCCAUUUCUAGAAGCAACUGUCAGAGGCAGAGUGGUUUGGCAGACAAAGCACUGAGUGGGGGCAGAUGUGCCUGCAGAACUGGAUCUAUCUGCCAUCCACUAGCUGAAUGACCGUGGGAAAGUGACUUGUUCUCUCUGGCUCUCAGUUUUCUCAUCUACAAAAUGGGUGGAUUAAGUAUACAACUGUUAUACCGUAUAUAUUCAGCACUGGCCGAGCUGUAGGGCAAUUGGUGACGCUGUACAUUGCAAUUGGUGCGGCUCUUCUGAAGAGCAGUAUGUAAAAGUAUAACAGGCAUGAUCAGAGACUCUAUACACCAAGUGGGUUUGGAGAUCCCACUUUCCUAGAGGAAACCUUGAAAAGGAAAGGAAGGAUGGGUACAGUGGUGUUGGUUUCACUUUAAGCCAAUGCCUGUGCAGAGGUGAAUGGCUCAGCCUGCCCUACAAUGAAACUGGGACGUGGACGAAUGCUGUGAGUACAUGAAAUACUGUAAACGGUAAAUAGUGUGUGCACAUUGAGGACAGCAGCUAAAAUGUAUGUGUAUGAUGAGACGACAACACAGAAGGAUGUCAAUAAGUGCGCUAUUUGCUAUGUUCCUUUUUCCUGUAGGGUUGUUAAAGUAUAGAACUAAAAGUAGAAAGGGGUCACCUUGGGUAAUCAUUUUGGUUUCUUCCAAAAAAGUGAUCUUUAGGGUUCUAGUUAUAUCAAGGACCUUGAGUCCAGAGAGGCCACUGAAGACAACCUUUGGUCAGGAGGUGUAGGGGCGACCUUAGGUCAGGGAUGGGGCAGGAGAAGAAUAAGGGGGCAUGAGAACUCCAACUGAGGCAGCUGGCCAAAGCCUCCCCUGGUCAGGGGGCUCCUGGGUCUUCCUGGAGGCCUCACGCUACAGGGAAUCCCUUUGGGGAUCUCUUUUCCUUAAGAGGCCUGCCUCUGGAAGCCUCUUCCUUUCCCUCUCCUUCACGAGGAGGGGAAAAGAGGGUCAGAGAACGAAUGGAGAGGGGAAGUUUUUUUUGGCAAAGUGAUUGAUGGGCAAGGCCUGUGCCUCUCCCUUCUUAGCCCCCACCCCUAACCGCUCUGGAGCUUCUGAGCUGAUUGUCUCCAUGCCCACUUCCUGGUCCUCUUCCAGCCAGCCCAGUGGGGGCCAUCUAACUGACUCAACCAGGUGUUUCCCCCUACAAGAUAGAGGCUUACAACCAUCUCUCCACCUGGUGGGGUUUCAAGUGAUCAAAGGAUGGGAUCUCUCAAGAUGAGAUACUUGAAGAUCUUUUCCUUUGUACUAUUUUGUAUGCUUUUGUGUUGUUUGACUCUUUCGUGAAGGGUAUUUGUUAAUUUUAUAUUUGGCUUACACUGAAAACAUUUUCAUUUUGCAAAAAUAAAAACUAUUCUACUUCA
Messenger RNA from Myotis davidii, 2450 nucleotides. It is a transcript of the gene IL20RB, whose product is annotated as interleukin 20 receptor subunit beta. Bases 1 to 933 code for a protein of 310 amino acids. The record is from RefSeq and is a predicted model, not a curated record. Lineage: Eukaryota; Metazoa; Chordata; Mammalia; Chiroptera; Vespertilionidae. The transcript has 9 exons. Gene Ontology annotation, molecular function: interleukin-20 binding.